Molecule: messenger RNA, 1629 nt
Organism: Mya arenaria
Lineage: Eukaryota; Metazoa; Mollusca; Bivalvia; Myida; Myidae
Product: coagulation factor V-like
Exons: 2
Coding region: 1-1629 (542 amino acids)
Source: RefSeq, a predicted model, not a curated record
AUGAGGGCAUUGAAGUCAAUGUCCAUUGUGUGCAAAAAGGUGAAAAAAACGCUUAUCUUCGCCACUAUCCCCUUACCCCCCGCACUCCAGCCACUGUCCCCCAUCCCCUCACUCAAGCCACUACCCCCUAUCCCCUCACUCAAGCCACUAUCCCAUAGCCCCUCACUCAAGCCACUACCCCCUAUCCCCUCCCUCAAGCCACUAUCCCCUAUCCCCUCACUCAAGCCACUACCCCAUAUCCCCUCACUCAAGCCACUACCCCAUAUCCCCUCACUCAAGCCACUAUCCCCUAUCCCCUCACUCCAGCCACUAUCCCAUAACCCUCACUCAAGCCACUACCCCCUAUCCCCUCACUUAAGCCACUAUCCCCUAUCCCCUCACUCAAGCCAUUAUCCCCUAUCCCCUCACUCCAGCAACUGUCCCAUAGCCCCUCACUCAAGCCACUAUCCCCCAUCCCCUCACUCUUGCCACUACCCCCUAUCCCCUCACUCAAGCCACUACCCCCUAUCCCCUCACUCAAGCCACUAUCCCCUAUCCCCUCACUCAAGCCACUACCCCAUAUCCCCUCACUCAAGCCACUAUCCCCUAUCCCCUCACUCCAGCCACUAUCCCAUAGCCCCUCACUCAAGCCACUACCCCCUAUCCCCUCACUCAAGCCACUUCCCCCUAUCCCCUCACUCAAGCCACUAUCCCAUAUCCCCUCACUCAAGCCACUUCCCCCUAUCCCCUCACUCAAGCCACUAUCCCCUAUCCCCUCACUCAAGCCACUACCCCAUACCCCCUCACUCAAGCCACUAUCCCCUAUCCCCUCACUCAAGCCACUAUCCCCUAUCCCCUCACUCAAGCCACUAUCCCCUAUCCCCUCACUCAAGCCACUAUCCCAUAUCCCCUAACUCAAGCCACUACCCCCUUUCCCCUCACUCAAGCCACUACCCCCUAUCCCCUCACUCAAGCCACUACCCCCUAUCCCCUCACUCAAGCCACUAUCCCCUAUCCCCUCACUCAAGCCACUCUCUCCUAUCCCCUUACUACUACCACUACCCCCUAUCCCCUCACUACUGCCACUAUCCCCUAUACUCUCACUCAAGCCAUUAUCCCCUAUCCCCUCACUCAAGCCACUAUCCCCUCACCCCAUCCACUCUCCCCAACCCCCUCACUCAAGCCACUUUCCCCCAACCCCCUCACUCAGGCCACUAUAACCUACCCCUUCACUUCAGCCACUAUCCCAUAACCCCUCACUUCAGCCACUACCCCCUAUCCCCUCACUCAAGCCACUACCCCAUAUCCCCUCACUCAAGCCACUAUCCCCUAUCCCAUCACUCAAGCCACUAUCCCCUAUCCCCUCACUCAAGCCACUAUCCCCUAUCCCCUCACUCAAGCCACUAUCCCCUAUCCCCUCACUCAAGCCAGUCUCCCCUACCCCUUCACUCAAGCCACUACCCCCUAUUCCCUCACUCAAGCCACUACCCCAUAUCCCCUCACUCAAGCCACUAUCCCCUCACUCAAGCCACUCUCCCCUAUCCCCUCACUCAAGCCACUACCCCAUAUCCCCUCACUCAAGCCACUACCCCAUAUUCCCUCACUCAAGCCACUAUCCCCUAUCCCCUCACUUCAGCCACUAUCCCAUAG